AUGCAAAUUUUCGUUAAGACCCUCACUGGCAAGACCAUCACUCUCGAAGUUGAGAGUUCAGAUACCAUAGACAAUGUUAAGUCCAAGAUUCAAGACAAGGAGGGGAUCCCUCCAGAUCAGCAGCGUCUCAUUUUUGCUGGUAAGCAACUAGAGGAUGGGCGUACCCUUGCUGAUUACAACAUACAGAAGGAAUCAACUCUUCAUUUGGUGCUCCGUCUCCGUGGUGGGAUGCAAAUCUUUGUCAAGACUCUCACUGGAAAGACCAUCACCCUUGAGGUGGAGAGCUCUGAUACCAUUGACAAUGUCAAGGCCAAGAUUCAGGAUAAAGAGGGCAUUCCACCGGACCAACAGAGGCUCAUCUUUGCUGGCAAACAGCUUGAGGAUGGCAGAACCCUUGCUGAUUACAACAUCCAGAAAGAGUCAACUCUUCAUCUUGUUUUGAGACUUCGGGGUGGUAUGCAGAUUUUUGUGAAGACCCUCACCGGUAAGACAAUUACUUUGGAAGUAGAGAGCUCAGACACAAUUGACAAUGUCAAGGCUAAGAUACAGGAUAAGGAGGGUAUUCCCCCAGACCAGCAAAGGUUGAUUUUUGCUGGAAAACAACUCGAAGAUGGACGAACCUUGGCUGAUUAUAAUAUCCAGAAGGAAUCCACCCUUCAUCUCGUCCUUCGUUUGAGGGGAGGUAUGCAGAUUUUUGUGAAGACUUUGACAGGAAAGACCAUUACUUUGGAGGUAGAAAGUUCAGACACAAUCGAUAAUGUGAAGGCGAAAAUUCAGGACAAGGAGGGUAUUCCCCCAGACCAGCAAAGGUUGAUUUUUGCUGGAAAACAACUCGAAGAUGGACGAACCUUGGCUGAUUAUAAUAUCCAGAAGGAAUCCACCCUUCAUCUCGUCCUUCGUUUGAGGGGAGGUAUGCAGAUUUUUGUGAAGACUUUGACAGGAAAGACCAUUACUUUGGAGGUAGAAAGUUCAGACACAAUCGAUAAUGUGAAGGCGAAAAUUCAGGACAAGGAGGGAAUCCCACCAGAUCAGCAGAGAUUGAUCUUUGCUGGGAAGCAAUUGGAGGAUGGAAGGACCCUUGCUGACUACAAUAUUCAGAAAGAGUCUACUCUUCACCUUGUUUUGCGCCUUCGUGGUGGAUUUUAA
Messenger RNA from Vicia faba (fava bean), 1146 nucleotides. Lineage: Eukaryota; Viridiplantae; Streptophyta; Magnoliopsida; Fabales; Fabaceae. The record is from the annotation of a GenBank genome assembly.